AUGGCCAUCACUACAGAGGAAGGAUCGAUGAAUGUCGACUUCAAGCUUGGAGACCCGGCACUGAUGCCAUUCUUCUACAAACAUAUGCUACCUUACAAGCCAUUGUUCCUCUGGCUCAAUCAGGACCAAAUCCCUAGCAAACUCUUCACUCAUCGUGAACUGGCCUUGACGCUUCAGAAUGAUGUCUAUCUGCGAUACCAGUCGUUCAACACUUCGGAGGAGUUCAAGAAAUCCAUACGGGACUACUGCCCAUCUCGUUUCGAAAUUGGUCCUCAGUACACUGCCCGACCUCGAGAUAGAAAGACACUUGCUGCUGGUGCUCUCCAGCCCCAAAGGCGAGAGCUUGUGUUCGAUAUCGAUAUGACCGACUACGAUGAGAUCCGAACUUGUUGCUCCGACAAGAAGAUUUGCAAAAAGUGCUGGGGCUUCAUUGCAGCCGCUGUCAAGGUGCUGGACCAUACACUGCGAGAGACGUUUGGCUUCAAGCACCUCAUGUGGGUGUACUCUGGUCGACGAGGUAUCCAUUGCUGGAUCUCGGAUCAGAAAGCCCUCGACCUCAACGAUGACCAAAGACGAAAUCUGGUCAACUUUUUAGAAGUCAUCAAGGGUGGUAGUCAACAGAGCAAAAAGGUCAGCGUACGGGGCAAGGACGGCAAUGAUGCGCCCCAUCCGUACUUGCAAGAGACCAUCACCACGCUCUCCCAGCUGUUCCCUCGACUCAUCCUCUACGAACAAGACUGCUUCCGCGAAGAAAAGGGAUGGGAGCUUUUGUUGGAGCUGCUUCCCGGAGACAGAGGCAAGUCGUUCCUGGCAUAUGUUCUGUGGUUGGUUCUGAUGCGUGCCAUAGCUGUGAACUCUGUGCUGCGUACAAAGUGGGGGACCGACCCCGGCCGCUCGAGCCACGAUAAAUGGAACGACCUCACCGCCAUUCUUCAUAAGAACAUCGAUACGCCUCUGGGGAACAAGAUCAAACACGCAAUUGAAGACAUCAUCCUCCAGUAUACCUAUCCUCGUAUCGAUUCUGAAGUCUCCAAACAUCGAAACCACUUGCUCAAAUCGCCCUUUGUUGUGCACCCCGGUACCGGCCGAAUUUGUGUACCUAUCAACCCGUCUAUGAUUGAUGAGUUUGAUCCAGAAACUGUACCCACUGUCAAUCUUCUCCACAGCGAGUUCAAUCAAUAUCAGGCUAGAAAGAAGGAGGAGGGUGCUGAAAGUGCUGGGAGACGGAUGGAAGGUGGGCAGAGUACCGCUCGAUUAGGUUCAUCUGCUAACAUCCGGGAAGAUUAUGAGCAUACAUCUCUGGCUCCAUACGUCGACAUGUUUGAAAAGCACAUCUCGGCCAUCAUGCGAGACAACAGGAAUGCGAAAAAGGGUAUGUUUGUGACCACUUCACCUGGCUGA
Messenger RNA from Cryptococcus wingfieldii CBS 7118, 1401 nucleotides. Its product is annotated as DNA primase small subunit. Bases 1 to 1401 code for a protein of 466 amino acids. The transcript is spliced from 7 exons. Gene Ontology annotation, biological process: DNA replication, synthesis of primer. NCBI's taxonomy places the organism in Eukaryota, Fungi, Basidiomycota, Tremellomycetes, Tremellales, Cryptococcaceae. The record is from RefSeq and is a predicted model, not a curated record. Gene Ontology annotation, cellular component: alpha DNA polymerase:primase complex.